Nelumbo nucifera (sacred lotus) is the source of this 1715-nucleotide messenger RNA. The record is from RefSeq and is a predicted model, not a curated record. Lineage: Eukaryota; Viridiplantae; Streptophyta; Magnoliopsida; Proteales; Nelumbonaceae.
UCAAGAAUCCUCCAGAAAAAGUAAGUAUCCUCACAUGGCUUCUCCUUCUCUAUCUUUUACUAAGCCAAAAUGCUUCUUUCCAUCUUUGCCAGGAUGGAACCUCAGUCAAACCCCAAAUCUUAUCAUUUCCAAGAAACCCAUUUCACUGAAGCCAAGAACGUCACUAAAGUGCUCAUCAGUUUCAAGUUUGACCUCCAUCUCAGAUGAGGAAAUAGUCGUCGAGGAAGCUGAGAAGUUGGUCAUGGAGGAAGAGAAGUCGCUGCGAGAAAUUUGGCAGGAAAUUCAAGGCUGUAACGACUGGGAAGGACUCUUAGACCCCACGAAUCCUGUUCUUCGCAAGGAGAUCAUCCGGUACGGAGAAUUCGCUCAAGCCUGCUACGAUUCCUUCGACUUCGAUCCUCGUUCCAAGUAUUGCGGAACCUGUAAGUACCAAGGUGCCCAUUUCUUCCAAAAGCUUUACAUGACAAAUCUGGGCUAUCAAGUAAGCAGAUACGUCUAUGCAACCACGAACAUCAACCUUCCAAACUUCUUCCAGAAGGCCAAGAUUAGCAGCGUCUGGAGCCCCCACGCGAACUGGAUGGGCUACGUCGCCGUCGCCACUGACGAGCAAGAGAUUAAGCGUCUGGGGAGACGCGACAUCCUUGUUGCAUGGAGAGGCACUGUGACCUACCUCGAAUGGAUCCAUGAUCUGAAAGACAUUCUUCAUCCGGCUCGUUUCGGUGAUGACCCAUCAAUCAAGAUCGAAUCGGGCUUCUUUGACUUGUACACGAAGAAAGAACACAAGUGCAAUUACUGCUCAUUCUCAGCCCGAGAGCAAAUACUAGCUGAAAUUAAGCGUUUGGUUGAGAGAUACAAAGGAGAAGAGUUGAGUAUUACAAUCACAGGCCAUAGCCUUGGAGCUGCUUUAGCAUUACUAAGCGCUUAUGACAUUGCUGAGAUGAAACUCAACAUUGGAGACAGCGGGCACAUUCAGGCUAGAAUUCCGAUCACGGUGUUCUCCUUCGCCGGACCCCGAGUCGGAAAUCUGAAGUUCAAGGAGAGAUGCGACGAACUCGGUGUUAAGGUUCUUAGAGUGAUCAACGUGCACGAUAAGGUGCCUACUGUGCCAGGAGUCAUUGCAAAUGAGAAAUUUCAGUUUCAGAAAUACAUGGAAGAGGUGAUGUCGUUCCCUUGGAGUUAUGCACACGUGGGGUUGGAACUUGCUUUGGAUCAUACGCAUUCACCGUUUCUGAAGCCCACAUUCGAUCUGUUUUGUGCACACAAUCUCGAAGUUCAUCUGCAUCUCGUCGACGGCUAUCACGGCAAGGAACGACGCUUCUGCUUGGCAACCAAGAGAGACAUCGCUCUUGUUAACAAGAGCUGUGACUUCUUAAGGGUAGACUACGGCGUUCCGCCUUUUUGGCGGCAGGACGAGAACAAGGGGAUGGUAAGGACAACCGACGGUCGGUGGAUCUUACCGGAGAGACCCAGGAUGGAGGCUCAUCCGCCCGACACGGCCCACCACGUUGAACAAGUCCUCAAGGUUUUCAAGUCAUCGGCGGAGGCAUCUUUAAUUUGAUGUUAACAGCCAAAUAACUGCUUAUUUAUCACUACCUAGAAACUAGAAUGAGACGUCUCAUCUGAACUUCGUAGUAUUUAUCUUGUUCGUAUUAUCAAGAUAUGUAAUGGACCCCAACCAUGAAUUCCCAACAAAUCUCACCCUGGUUUGGUUUGAA